AUGAAAUUUACUGCCAUAAUUGAUUUGAUUGAAACUAUACGACAUCUCUCUCAGGCCCAGACCAUCUUCUGCGAUGGGACAUUUGACAUGUGUCCACAACUCUUCAGUCAGAUCUACACCAUACAUGCAUUUGUUGAAGACAAGAUGUUCCCCCUUGUGUACGCCCUAUUACCAGACAAAAAACAACAAACAAACACAAGCUUCUUCACUGUACUGGGCGAGAAGACGACCGAGAUGACUGUCCUGCUACUGAUGCCUGAAACAAUAUUCACAGACUUUGAAUCAUCCACCCAGAAUGCCCUAAGAACUGUGUUCCCAACUUCCGAACUGAAGGGCUGUUAUUUCCUCUUUGGACAGUGUAUUUGGCGAAAUGUGCAGAAGUUGGGUCUCCAGACUACAUAUUCAAGAGAUCGGAAUGUUUAUCGUUUCGUGAGGCGAGCUGUUUCCCUUCCACUUGUUCCAGUCCAGCAUAUUGAAGAUGUGUGUCUGAGUGCCCUUGAAGACGCCCCUCUGGAGGAUGACCGAGUCCUGAAGUUUGCAGAUUACGUCACCGACUACUGGGUAGAAGGUAACCAGGGUCGCCAUAUGUGGAACCACCACAACACAGUUGGACCUGGAACGACAAAUCACGUGGAGGGGUGGCACAGCAAGAUUGCGAAGGUAUUGGGUGCGCCUCAUCCAAAUAUUUUCAAGAUUUUAUCAUUUUUCAAAGCCGAACAAGCGUACAGCGAGUCGACCAUCCAUCAGCUAGAGUCUGGUUGGAAAAUUCGUCCAAGAAAGCGAAAGUACAGACAACUUGAUGACAGACUGCGGAUAGAGAAGCACGACCUGCAGAAUGGCACCAAGACCAUUCAACAGUUUGCUGAUUCUGUGCAUAUCAUGAAAUUAAGGAAAUAA
Messenger RNA from Haliotis rufescens (red abalone), 897 nucleotides. RefSeq lists its product as uncharacterized. Bases 1 to 897 code for a protein of 298 amino acids. NCBI's taxonomy places the organism in Eukaryota, Metazoa, Mollusca, Gastropoda, Lepetellida, Haliotidae. The transcript has a single exon. The record is from RefSeq and is a predicted model, not a curated record.